CACUUGUGUAGCACGCCUCGUCGGUAUCACGGCAGCAGCCGGCCUAGUCCUGCAAAUCGCACCCGUGGUUGGGUUCACCGCGACCGGACGAGCAGAGAACCCAAACGGGUCAGCAACACCGGCGACGCACCAAUAACCCACUCCCGGCGAAGCCAACCACAAAAUUGACCCUUCCUCCAAUGGCGUGCGCGUGCUCCCCCGAACCCCGGCUCAUCGCAAGCGCGUGAUUCAUUCCGCGCAACCUCCAUUCCACGGCGUCGGUGCGGUGUUCCCUCUCCAGUCCGCCUCUCCCCCUCUGUCUCUCUCGUGUUGUUUAUUCUUGCACCCCGAGACGGACGGCAGGAGGAGGAGGAGAGCACCGUCCAACUCCCAGCCAGCGCCGGCCAGUUCCUUCCUCGCCGCCGUUCCGCGGGUGAUUCCCGGAGCCUGAGUUGCCGAGCUGCAGGUCCGGUUCGUCUUCUUCUCCUGGUUGAGCCUCAGUAAGUUGAAGACAACAUGUUUCGUAGGAAGCACGCUUCUCAUUUCAAUUCAGAUGAUGCUGAGCAGCGACAAGCAAAGAUCAACGAACUGAGAGCUGCACUUGGGCCUAUGUCUGCCCGUGGCGAAAAGUACUGCAGUGAAGCAUGCUUGGCAAGGUAUCUCGAAGCCCGCAACUGGAAUGUCGACAAGUCUAGGAAAAUGUUGGAAGAAAGUCUCAAGUGGAGGGCACUUAGCAGGCCUGAGGAUAUUCGCUGGCCUGAUGUUUCUGUGGAAGCAGAAACAGGUAAAAUGUACAGGGCAACUUUCACCGAUAGAGAAGGGAGAACUGUCGUUAUUAUGAGACCUGCAAAGCAGAAUACAUCGUCUCAUGAAGGCCAGUUGCGGUAUCUUAUAUACACCCUGGAGAAUGCAGUUCUCAGCCUGCCUCAGGGUCUAGACAAAAUGGUGUGGUUGAUAGACUUCACAGGAUGGACACUGGCCAAUGCAACCCCCAUAAAGACUGCCAGAGACAGUGCGAAUAUCCUGCAAAACCAUUACCCUGAGAGGCUCUCUGUUGCGUUUUUGUUCAAUCCCCCCAAAGUAUUUGAGGCUUUCUUUAAGGUUAUCAAAGUAUUCCUUGACCCGAAAUCAAUCCAGAAAGUCAACUUUGUGUACAAGGACAACGAGGAGAGUAUGAAGACAAUGUACAAGCACAUUGAUCCAGAAGUCCUUCCGGUGGAGUUUGGAGGGAAGAACAUUGUGGUGUACAACCAUGAGGAUUACUCCAAGUUGAUGACAAAGGAUGACAUCAAAACAGCAAGCUUUUGGGCGGCAGACGGUAGCCAUAUGCCGUAAAUGGGGGCUCGGUGCCUCAGGUCAUACCGCAGUCCUCACCAAUUGUUGCUAAAGCAAGUUGAGGAACAUCGGCCAGCCAUCUCACCUGUUAUUGCAAAAGUAAGUUGAGGAGCUUCAGCGAGCCAAUGUGACGGUUCACAGCUCUAAAAGAGGAAUAUAUAUAUAUAUAUAUAUAUAUAUAUAUAUAUAUAUAUAUAUAUAUAUAUAUAUAUAUAUAUAUAUAUAUAACUGCAGAAUAUCUCGCUUGUGAUGUUACAAAAAUAGUUAUUACUAGUAUAUCCCCAAACAAGUGAUCUCACAACAGUUCCAUAUUCCCUUGGCCAACAAUUUCAAACACCAAAGAAUAAUUCACCUAUUAUUUAGCUGUCUUCCAUCUGUAUUUUAUUAUACACUUAAAUUUGUAAUAUGCAGCUGCCAUUUCAGGAAUAUUAAUUUAAUUUGUUUUUUACCAUUUCCCCAAGUAA
Molecule: messenger RNA, 1778 nt
Organism: Aegilops tauschii subsp. strangulata
Lineage: Eukaryota; Viridiplantae; Streptophyta; Magnoliopsida; Poales; Poaceae
Product: phosphatidylinositol transfer protein PDR17
Molecular function (GO): phosphatidylinositol transfer activity
Source: RefSeq, a predicted model, not a curated record